This is a messenger RNA of Candidozyma haemuli, 1944 nucleotides long. RefSeq names its product TFIIH/NER complex subunit. The transcript has a single exon. Gene Ontology annotation, cellular component: transcription factor TFIIH core complex; transcription factor TFIIH holo complex. Bases 1 to 1944 code for a protein of 647 amino acids. NCBI's taxonomy places the organism in Eukaryota, Fungi, Ascomycota, Pichiomycetes, Serinales, Metschnikowiaceae. The record is from RefSeq and is a predicted model, not a curated record. Gene Ontology annotation, biological process: transcription by RNA polymerase II; transcription by RNA polymerase I; nucleotide-excision repair.
AUGGCUACCGUUUCAGGCGCCUGCGUCAUCUCGAAGGUCUCUGGCCUUGUCCAGAUCCGUGAAGAUACUGCCCCUUCAAAACUCAUGUGGAAGGCUAUCGAUCAGGAUAAGUCUUUGGAGAUUCCAUUGAAUGCCCUUUCGAAACUUCAGACUACGCCUGAAUCGUCUCCCAAGAUGAUCUUGAAGCUCUUCUACUCGGAGCCUCCAAGUACUGAUAUUAAGGAUAUCAGACUUACGUUUAAUAACCGUCAGACGAUGACGUCUGUGAAGGAUGCUCUUCAAACCAUCAUUGCUCGUCAGAAGACCAUCAUCAAAGAUAGCCCUGCGCCUGCUGAGGGCAAAGAAACAGCAACAGCAUCGCCUGCUCCGGGUGAAAAGGACGCCACGUCUACGCCUGAAGGCACACCGGCGCCAGGGAACCCAUUGGACUUCUCCAGCCCCAAGUCUUUAUCUGAUGCUAGUCUUUUGAAGAACCAUAAGCUCCAGCAGAAGCUUUUAUUAGAGGAUAAGAACUUGCGGAAUGUGUUUACACAGUCGGUGAUCAAGUUUAAGCUUUCGCCGAUGAUGUUCUGGUCCAGUAGAAUCAGCCAGCUACGAACAUGUGCGUUGCAGAUUUCCCAGCAUAGAGGUCCUUACAAUGUGCUUUCCACGAUCAAGCCAGUUGCCACGUCUGAUAACCAGGUGAAUGUUAAUGUCACGCGUGUGACCAUUAACGAGAUUUUUGACACUUAUCCCAUCAUCAAGCGGGCUUUUGAUGAGUUGGUGCCUUCCAAGCUUAACGAGGGUGAGUUCUGGUCUCGUUUUUUUAACUCGAAGCUUUUUAGACGUCUUCGAGGCGAUAGAGUGAACACUCAGAAUACCAGAGGCGAUGUGGUUAUCGAUAAGUACCUUUACGACGAUGGGGAGACUCCUGAAGAACCAGCUAAGAAGCAAAAGACUGAUAAAAUCAACACCAAGGAGAACUUCCAAGUGAACAAGUUCCUUGAUCUUUUUGGAAACGAAGAGGAUAAUCCACAGAAGUUGGGUCUUCUGCCUGAUUUCACGAUGAAGUUCUCGGACGAAGGAGACGGCAACGAACCAGGAAUCUCAGUGCAAAAGUCGAAGAGAGAAAACGAAAUGGUCAUUUUGAUGAAGAACAUGAAUAAGCUUUCUAGCAAGAUGGUUGAGAUGAAUUCGCUGAAGGCCAAGGCUACCGAGGAUGCUGACACAGAAGUAAAGGAGCACGAACAAGAGCUCGACUUGAAUGAUUUGAACGAAUCCGAAGAUGUCCAAUUUAUUCAGCUUCAUAUUGACACAGAUAAAGCACGCGGAGUCCAAAAUCAGAGAGAGGCGACACCCGAGGAAGAGAAAGUUGAGAGUGCCGAGCUAGGCCUGUUCUUGACCACCAACAUCUUCACCACAUCUGCAUCAGGCAACGAUUUAAGUGAAACGUACAAAACCAAAACCAACGACAUUGCAAAAGCUGCUACUGAUAUCACUGCACUUGUCAAGUACAACUUCCGUUCAUUUAAAUCUCUUCACAACCUCAAGGACGCCACAAUGCCGCUUGGAGAAAAGCUUCUUCCUGAAGACGUCGUUCUGGAGCUCCUCACAUACAACGUUACGAUUGUGGAGUUCUUGCUGCAUUUCUGGAACCUCUUCCUCAACACAGGAAACCCCAGUCAGCUCAAAAAGCUUUUUACGAACUUGCGAAGCUGCCAAAGCGCCCUUGACGCUCUUGAGCUGAAGAUUUCAGGCAUCAUCAAAGAAAACGCCCAUGUCAAAGACAACGAGAAGCUCCAGCUGAAGUUGUUGAAAGACCUAGAGAACUGUGUACUGCCACUCAAGAACAGUCUCCAGAAAGCGUGCACCGACUACAUUGCAGCCGUGAAAGCGUCUCAAAAAGAAGCAUCUACCGAAAGCGAAACCCCCAACGAAAACGGAAAACGUCCUUUGGAGACAUAA